Talaromyces marneffei is the source of this 390-nucleotide messenger RNA. RefSeq lists its product as uncharacterized. Gene Ontology annotation, biological process: transcription initiation at RNA polymerase II promoter; transcription-coupled nucleotide-excision repair; maintenance of transcriptional fidelity during transcription elongation by RNA polymerase II. The record is from RefSeq and is a predicted model, not a curated record. Lineage: Eukaryota; Fungi; Ascomycota; Eurotiomycetes; Eurotiales; Trichocomaceae. The transcript has 4 exons. The coding region runs from base 1 to 390 and encodes 129 amino acids. Gene Ontology annotation, molecular function: nucleic acid binding; zinc ion binding; DNA-directed RNA polymerase activity. Gene Ontology annotation, cellular component: RNA polymerase II, core complex.
AUGUCUGCGAGUCCCGUGUCUUCGGCUGGAGACGACAACAAGCCCAGCAGCGAUCAAAUCCAUUUCAAAUUCUGCCGCGAAUGUUCCAACCUGUUAUACCCUAAAGAAGACCGCGUGCAAAACCGCCUAAUGUUCACCUGCCGGACCUGCCACGUCUCCGAGCCCGCGACCUCGCCAUGCGUCUACCAGAACAACCUCAAUACCCAAGUGGGAGAAACAGCCGGUGUGACUCAGGAUGUGGGAUCUGAUCCUACGCUGCCGCGAUCGAACAAGCUAUGUCCGAGCUGCGGAGAAAACGAGGCGGUCUUUUUCCAGAGUCAACAACGUUCAGCCGAGACUGGAAUGAAACUCUACUACGUUUGCUGCACCUGCGGUAACGUCUUUACGUGA